Messenger RNA from Dunckerocampus dactyliophorus (ringed pipefish), 2072 nucleotides. RefSeq names its product carboxylesterase 2b (gene ces2b). NCBI's taxonomy places the organism in Eukaryota, Metazoa, Chordata, Actinopteri, Syngnathiformes, Syngnathidae. The coding region runs from base 16 to 1812 and encodes 598 amino acids. The record is from RefSeq and is a predicted model, not a curated record. The transcript is spliced from 13 exons.
ACCUACUUACCCGUAAUGGGCAAGCAACUUCCACUCCUUCACACAAAAUGCUGCAGCACCACAUUCAGAACAACUGAAGAGUCCAGUCGAGACGAGCAUUGCGUGGACAGUCACACGAACAGAAGCACCAUGAAGCUGCGCGGAAAGGAAUUCUUUUGCUUUCUUUCGACUGUGCUGUUUGCACGUGUUGCUGCAAAAAGUGACGCACCCAUAGUCCACACAGCGCUUGGGAGCCUGAAAGGUGAAUAUGUGAGUGUAAAGGGGAAGGAGACUGGGGUCUAUGCCUACCUGGGUGUCCCCUUUGCGAAGCCACCUGUUGGCCCUGCUCUGAGACUGGCUCCACCCCAGGAUGCGGAGAGGUGGGAAGGGGUGAGAGACGCCACCAAGCAGCCUCCCAUGUGCAUUCAACAUAAACAGUUUGUUACAGAUCUGCUUGAAAUGCUUGGCAACCUGAAGGCAGAGGUCCCAGAUGUCUCAGAAGACUGCCUUUACCUUAACAUUUAUACUCCUGCAAGCAGAGUUCAUGAUGUGAAACUCCCAGUGAUGGUGUGGAUCCAUGGUGGAGGGUUUGCUUUGGGGUCAGCUUCAAUGGGAGAUGGAUCUGCCCUGGCUGCUUAUCAGGAUGUGGUUGUAGUUCUGAUCCAGUAUCGCUUGGGACUUUUGGGCUUUCUCAGCACAGGAGACGAGCACAUGUCCGGUAACUUUGGCUUGCUGGACCAGGUCCAAGCCCUCCGCUGGGUCCAGAAUCACAUUCACAACUUUGGAGGAGACCCAUCCUCUGUGACCAUAUUUGGAGAAUCUGCUGGUGGAGUGAGCGUUUCCCUGCUGCUUCUCUCACCACUGACUGAUGGCCUGAUCCACCGAGCCAUCGCUGAAAGUGGCACCGCUGCCAUAGAUAUGAUGGUGUUAAACGAUCCUCUACCCACGUUAAAGGCUGUUGCUAAUGCAUCUGGAUGUAGCUUGGAGAGCACACAACAGAUCACAGACUGCAUGAGAAACCUUGAUCUUGACACAUUUUUGAUCCUGGCGAAGGAUGUAACAAUAAGAAUUUCUGUAAAUGUCGAUGGAGCCUUCCUGACCAAACCUGUGGAUGAGCUGUUUAAGAAACAUGAAAUUCUGAAUGUACCUUUCAUGACUGGUGUCACUGAUCACGAAGGCGGCUUCUUACUUCCUACUUUCAUGGCUCCUCCAAACUGGACUGAAGGAAUGGACCGGGAGCAGGUUGUGAGCUGGUUAUCCGCCUUCAAUCCCGAUCCUAAAGAUUCCAUCAUCACAGAUCUAAUGGUAGAUGAAUAUAUCGGAGCUGGCGAAGAUCGUGUGAAAAAUCGAGAUGGUUUCACCGAGUUACUCGGAGAUCUCCUGUUUGUCAUUCCUGCCUUAAAGACUAUAAAUGCUCACAGAGAUGCAGGUGUCCAACAUUUGUACUUGUAUGAAUACCAGCAUCCCCCUCAAUUUUUGCAAGCAAAAAGGCCAAGCUUUGUUGGGUGUGACCAUGGGGACGACAUUUUCACCGUGUUUGGCAUUUGCUUUACAACAACCCAUGUCCAAAUUACUGAGGCAUGCCCAGAAGAGGAAGAACAAUUUAGCCGGACCGUGAUGAGUUACUGGGGAAACUUUGCUCGCACAGGAUCUCCUAAUGGGGAUGGCCUUGUUCACUGGCCAAAAUAUGGAGGAGAAGAACACUUCUUGGCAUUGAGCACAAAGCAGGUGACUGGUCAGCACUUGAAGGCGGAUCGUUUUGUCUUCAUGACUCAGAUCCUGCCGGAGAAGGUACGACGACAUCAAGAGAAGAAAGAGCACAGUGAACUGUAGUGGGCCCACAUUAUUUGGAUAUUACACAUACUACUACUUCUAGUGAUGAUGAAGAAAAUGUCAGUGCCUAAUAAAGUACAGUUUUUAAGAGGAUACUUUAUUGAUCCCGCUGGAAAUACUUAAAAUUCAAUACACUGUAUGAACGUUUCAGAUAAGAACAUUUCUUAUGUCAUUGCCUGUGGGAAUAUACCUGCACACUUUUAAUAGUUUCAAAGAUCCUAUAAAUACUGUAAAGAUGACAAUGGUAAAUAAAGUUUCAU